This is a messenger RNA of Triplophysa rosa, 2664 nucleotides long. RefSeq names its product alanine--glyoxylate aminotransferase 2 (gene agxt2). Bases 99 to 1652 code for a protein of 517 amino acids. Gene Ontology annotation, cellular component: mitochondrion. The transcript has 14 exons. Gene Ontology annotation, molecular function: pyridoxal phosphate binding; L-alanine:glyoxylate transaminase activity. The record is from RefSeq and is a predicted model, not a curated record. Lineage: Eukaryota; Metazoa; Chordata; Actinopteri; Cypriniformes; Nemacheilidae. Gene Ontology annotation, biological process: glyoxylate catabolic process.
CGAACACAAACUUCCAGGGAGAUACAUCUGGGCUCCUUUAUACUUCGUUUAGGCAUAUACAUUUGCAACGGGACAAGUGUUAAAAUAAAAUAGCAGUAAUGCAUAAAGUAUUGUCUCGGCUGAAUGGCCCGUGUUUGCUCGGGAAAACCCACUCGUGGACUGCAGUGGACGUGUUUGUGAAACUCCACAAAGGAAGCGGUGCGCUAUGUCAAAAAUCAGCUGUGAAACAGCCCCCACCUGAGUUGCCCGAGAUGCCCGCAUGUGACUUUAAACCUGAGCUAUACCAGGGCAUGUCUAAAGAAUGUUUAAUAGGAAUCAGAAAACACAACUGCAACCCGAUGACCAUGCAAGUUACGUACUACAAAAAGCCAGUCUUCAUAAACCAGGGUUACAUGCAGUGGCUUUGGGAUGUGGAUGGAAGACGAUAUCUGGACUUGUUUGCAGGGGUGGUCACCGUGAGUGUGGGACACUGUCACCCAAAAGUGACUGAAGCAGCAGAGAAACAGCUGAGGCGUCUAUGGCACACGACUGCCAUCUACAUUUACCCACAAAUGCAGGAGUAUGCAGAGAAACUGACGGCCCUUUUGCCGGAGCCACUAAAGGUUGUGUAUUUUAUGAACAGUGGUUCUGAGGCUAAUGACCUCGCAGUGCUAAUGGCCCGGCUACACACGGGAAAUUUUGACAUCAUAACACUCAGGGGCUCAUAUCAUGGCGGCAGCCCUCAAGCAACAGGUCUCACAUCCAACGCAGUUUACAAAUACCCCGUCCCCUCCUCAAUGGGCUGCCAUAAUACCAUGUGUCCAGAUGUGUUCAGAGGCCUUUGGGGAGGAAGCCAGUGUAGAGACUCCCCAGUUCAAACCAUCCGGGAAUGCAGCUGCUCCCCAGGUCAUUGUCAAGCCAAUGAUAAAUAUAUAGACCAGCUUAAAGAAGUGUUUGACACAACGGUUCCCCGCCGUAUCGCUGCUUUCUUUGGCGAACCCAUCCAGGGUGUCGGCGGGGCUAUUCAGUACCCUAAGAACUACCUGAAGGAGACCUACCAGCUUGUUCGGGAGAGAGGUGGAAUCUGUAUCGCAGAUGAGGUACAGACUGGCUUUGGACGCACAGGAAGUCACUUUUGGGGUUUUCAGGGGCAUAAUGUUAUUCCAGACAUGGUUACCAUGGCAAAGGGCAUUGGCAACGGCUUCCCUAUGGGUGCUCUGGUCACCACAGCAGAGAUUGCGAGUUCGUUUGCAAAAGGAGUUCAUUUCAACACAUUUGGAGGUAAUCCAUUGGCUUGUGCAAUUGGAUCAUCAGUGCUUGAUACGAUAAAAGAGGAGAGGACGCAAGAGAACAGUGCUAAUGUCGGCACCUACCUGAUGAUGGAACUGGCCAAACUUCGGAAUAAGUAUGAGAUUAUCGGUGACGUACGAGGAAAAGGUCUUCAGAUCGGGGUGGAGAUGGUCAAAGACAAGGCCAGCAGAGACCCCUUACCUUCACAAAACAUGAAUCAGAUUUUUGAGGACAUUAAAGACAUGGGCGUGCUGAUCGGAAAAGGCGGGCUUUACGGACAGACGUUUAGAAUCAAGCCACCCAUGUGUAUAACUAAAGAUGACGCAGACUUCUUCCUCGCUGUCUUCAACCAGGCCGUGCUCAACUACAUGGAAAGAAAAUAGGACAGGCAGAACCUUCAGUACACAUUUUAUUACCAACAGGUCUGUACGGUUGAUCUGAAAACCACCAAAAGAUUAACUUACCUGUGGGGAACAGUCUUGUGUUUUCAGUUUUUAAGGGUGUAUUGUUUAAUACUAUCGUCAAAUCUUCUAACAGUUAACAGAUGAUGUUGUAACAGGUGUUGAUAUAACUGAUAUAACCACCUUUGGCGUAAAGGGACAGUUCACCCACAAAAGAAAAUUCUGUCUUGUUUAUUUACCCUCAUGUAGCUCAAAACCUUUGUGGAACACAAAAGAAGAUAUUAUGAGAAAUGUCUCAGUGUUUUGUGUCCAUAUAAUGGAAGUCAAUGGUGGUUAGUGUUGUUUGGUUCUUCAAAAUAUUUUUUGGUGUUCUGCAUGCAGAAGAAAUAGUCACAUGGGUUUGGAAUAACAUGAGGGUGAAUAAAUGAUGAAAAUGGGUGAGCUAUCCCCUUAAUGUGCACCUUUUGCAAAUCAUUGCAUUUACGCUGACAGAACUGAACUUAACAGAUGCCCAAAAUAAUAAUGUAUAAAAUAUAAUGUAACAUAAGUUAAAUAUCAUUUAGUAAAUCUAUAAUUUACCAACAGACUAGGAAACAAUAUUUAUACUGUUUUUCUAAUGGCUUCAGAGAGCAAAAUUAUUAAAAAGUGUAAAUGUUUCCUCACAAUUGUAAAUAAAAGCUAGAAUUGGUAGAUUUUAACUGCUGGUUUUCUGAAAAAUGUUUUACUUUUGUAUACCCUUUCCUUAUACAGUAUGUACUGCACUUUAAACACCACUGUGCCAAAUACACAGAACCUGUUGGUAAAGUUUGAUGAGGUUGAAAUUCUAGCACACCCCCAAUUUAACCGAUAUUCAUAACCCUUCAGAUUAAAGGAACAGUUCACCCAAAAACGAAAAUUCUGUCAUAAAACUCAACCUAAAGUUGUUCCAAACCUGUAUACAUUUUUUUGUUCUGUUGAACACAGAUAUUUGGAAGAAUGUUAGCAACCGAGAUUU